AUGGAUGAAGUGAUGAGACAAAAUGCUGCGCACCACCAAGAAGCGGAUAAUCCCGUUAAACGUGAGCUAACGUGCAGUGUACACUUUACCAACCCCAAAUUUAAGCCAGAAUCGUCUCUUUCAUCCGAUGAUGAACUCGGCUCGGUAACACGUCUGGUAUCGAAGCCCGAGGAUUUGGAGUUGGAGCACGUCUUUAAACGUACUGCUAAGCCGGGCGCUUUGGUGUACGCAACAAAUCGUUCGCUUCUCUCCAUUGGCUAUGACUUCGAGGAAGCGCGUGACUGGUUGACCGCCGAGCAACCGCAGAAGGAGCAGUUGACAAAGGUGCUGCGCUAUAUGAUGGAAACACACUCGAAGGCGACGGUCCAAAUAGAUAUCAACAAAAUGUACUUCAACUGCCACUUGGCCGUCUUGCAAGUAUAUUCAAAGUUUUUUAUGGAAUUAGAACAAACCCCAGUGGUGAUCACGCUGCCUGAGGACAAAGUGUCGCAGAAGGCUUUCAUGCUCAUUUACAAGUGGAUGCUUAGCGAUGAGCCAUACCUAGAGCGCAAGGACAUCUUGAAUGUGUUUGUAGCAGCGUCAUAUUUGCGAGUGGAUGACCUCCUUUCCCAUUGCUGGAUGUACUUCGACGAUGAGAGUUGUUUUAACGAGGAAACAGCAUGCAUUUUAUAUCUGGAUACUCAGUGCAAUCCGGCACUGGACGUUGUCCGCAAUGUUAUGUUAACGCGCAUACAUAAAUUUCUUCUGACAUUUGUAGCAACGCGCGAUUUUCUUAAUCUCCCUGUUAAACAUCUCCUGUAUUUGUUAAGUUCGAAUACCAUAUGUGUUAAUACUGAAGUUGAGAUUCUUUUCAUAGCCGUUCGUUGGCUGAGCCACGACUGGGCUUUGAGACGAGUGCACCUGCUUAAGUUGAUUACCUGCGUGCGUUUCAGUUUAAUGCCGCUGUGGUAUCUUUUAUGCGUACGCCAGCAAGAGCCGUAUAAGCUGUUAAACGAGAUCGUCAAUUUUUCCGAUGUUGAUGAAAUGAUCAACGAGGCUAUUGCAUCUAUAACAAGCACUAUUUACGAUAGUCAAUUGGAAGGCAAACGUGUUGAUCAUGCUAGUCUUUUGAAAGGAAGCAACAAACGUAUGUGGAUUCGCGAUCAGGCAUGUCCUUACUAUCACCGCGUUGGAUGUCCAAAUACCCGUGAUAUACGAUACGCGCAUUUUGUGACCUAUUUAAAAGCCUUACAGCAACAGCCAAACGAUUCAUUUGCGAAUGUUCAGUUUCUUGAUCUAGACGACGAUAGCGAAUGCUGUAAUGGCGUCAGAUUAAUUUAA
This is a messenger RNA of Scaptodrosophila lebanonensis, 1320 nucleotides long. RefSeq names its product kelch-like protein 40b. Lineage: Eukaryota; Metazoa; Arthropoda; Insecta; Diptera; Drosophilidae. The coding region runs from base 1 to 1320 and encodes 439 amino acids. The transcript has 3 exons. The record is from RefSeq and is a predicted model, not a curated record. Gene Ontology annotation, molecular function: protein binding.